Molecule: messenger RNA, 4004 nt
Organism: Photinus pyralis (common eastern firefly)
Lineage: Eukaryota; Metazoa; Arthropoda; Insecta; Coleoptera; Lampyridae
Product: xanthine dehydrogenase-like
Exons: 21
Coding region: 93-3926 (1277 amino acids)
Molecular function (GO): FAD binding; oxidoreductase activity; iron ion binding
Source: RefSeq, a predicted model, not a curated record
AUCAGACACGAUGCUUUAAUAUCAUGAAGAUAGAAGAUUAGAAACGAUUUGCAAGUCUUCAAAGCCGAUUAAUCUUGGUGCAUUGAUUCAGUAUGGAUAUCGGUAAAGAAAUCAAGGAUCAACGGUCAUUCUUUGCACAGAGACGUGAGUUCAACUUUUUCAUAGAAGAUGAGGAAAUUACAGUUAAAACUGACGACUUACCACCUGAAACCUCCCUUAAUUAUUACAUUCGUCAAAAGUUACAUUUAACAGGCACUAAGUAUAUGUGUAACGAGGGAGGAUGCGGUGCUUGCGUGGUAGCGGUAACGGUGACCGAUCCAACAACCAACUGUGACACUAUUCUUGCAGUUAACUCGUGUUUGGUGCCGAUUUACGUAUGCGAAGGCUGGAGAGUUCAUACCAUAGAAUCGAUAGGUAACGAAAAAAAGGGUUACCACCCUAUUCAAAAAGCAUUGGUACAGUUUAAUGGAACCCAAUGCGGAUACUGCACUUCGGGAAUGUUAAUGAAUAUGUUCCCCCUGUAUGAGUUGGGAGAUUUUACCAUGGAGCAAGUAGAAAAUAGUUUCGCUGGAAAUAUUUGCAGAUGUACCGGAUAUAGACCUAUACUGUCUGCCUUUAAAUCUUUAGCAUCAGAUGCGACGCCAGCAGUUUUAGGUAGUUAUGCCGACAUUGAAGAUAUCAAGAUUUGUGAAAGGAGUGGAAAACGCUGCUUUGCACCGUGCGCUAGUAAGUGCUCCAAAAAGUCUCAACCGCAUUUUUAUUCCCUUCAAUCGUCCAAAUGGUAUAAAGUGUAUUCAAUCGAUGAAAUCCUUGAUGUGUUUAUGGAGGCUGGAGAAUCAAGUUACCAAUUAGUUAGUGGAAACUCGGCAAAAGGAGUAUACCCAUUGAGAAAAGAAGUUGAUUUUUAUAUUGACAUUACAUGCGUGAAGGCUCUCUUGGAACACAGAAUGGAGGGUGAUCACCUGGUUAUUGGAGCUAACAUGACUCUAACUAACGCAAUGCACCUAUUUUGUAGUCUAGCCACCCAACAUAAACAAUUUUCAUACUUACAAAAAUUAGCCGAUCACAUUGACCUGGUUGCCACAGUAUCCGUACGAAAUGUCGGUACAUUGGCAGGCAAUUUAUUUACCAAACACGAACAUCAUGAAUUUCCAUCCGAUUUAUUUCUCAUUCUGGAAACAGUAGGUGCUCAAUUAACAUUGGUCGGCGUCAAUCGAAAUCAAUACAACAAAAACUUAGUCGAUUUUUUAAGGUCAGACAUGAACAAAGUGGUUAUCAAAAACAUUAUCCUUCCCGCAUUAGAUGAAACAUAUAGAUACGAAAGCUACAAGAUAAUGCCGCGCGCCCAAAAUGCUCACGCUCUCAUACACGCAGGUUUCCUACUGAAAUUACGCGACAACAGCAUCGUAACUUCUGCUCGAUUGGUUUUCGGACCAAUCAAUCCAAACUUCAUCCACGCUAAGAUGUCUGAAGAGUACCUAAUAGGAAAACAGUUAUUCAAAAACGACACGAUACAAAGACUUUUUCAUUAUUUAGAUUUGGAAAUAAAACCCAAUCACGUUCUACCCGAUCCCUCGCCAGAGUAUAGGAAGAAAGUCGCAAUUUCGCUUACAUAUAAAUUUAUUUUGAGCAUCGCACCUGAAAGUAAACUGCUCCCCAAUUUCGUGAGUGGACGUUCAAAAUUUGUGCGACCUGUAUCCACAGGUACUCAAGACUACGAGACCAACGAAUCCUUAUAUCCAUUAACGCAAGCCAUUCCAAAAAUAGAAGCGUUAAGCCAAAGCACAGGUCAAGCUAAAUACAUUAUGGACACUCCCGAUUACCCCAACCAGUUAUAUGCGGCACUUGUCCUGGCGAAGGCUCCUGCGAAUUCUACCAUUCUUGAAAUCGAUCCCAAAGAAGCCAUGGGAAUUAAAGGCGUUGUUGCUUAUUUAGAUAAGAACGACAUCCCCGGUAGAAAUUCGUUCACGCCGAAGGAAGCGUCCUUUAUGUUUGUGACGGAUGAAGAAAUUUUUUGUAGCGGACACGUUGAGUAUUACCAUCAACCCAUAGGUAUGAUAGUAGCGAAUAGCCAAUACAUCGCAGAGAAGGCUGCGGAAUUGGUAAAUGUUACUUAUAAAAGAAGUUCUGAAAAACCGCUGCUCACUAUAAGAGACAUAUUGUCCAAUAAUCGGUCGGAUCGCAUUAAGCUUGACGAUGAACUCAAAGCUACGCGACUUGGUGAGGACGUCAAGCAUGUAAUUAAAGGAAGAUUUGACGCCUCCACCCAAUAUCACUACACUAUGGAAACUCAGUGCUGCGUAGCAGUACCCGAAGACGACGAGUUAACAUUAUUUCCAUCAGCACAAUCAGUAACAAUGCCUCAAGUUACCGCCGCAGUAACUUUAAAUAUACCUGCAAAUAAGAUCAAUGUAAUCGUUCGUCGCUUAGGUGGAGGGUACGGCGCGAAAAUAUCCAGAAACAGUAUCGUAUCUUGUGCAGCAGCAAUUGCAGCCUACAAGCUGAAAAAACCGAUCAAACUAUCCUUGCCUUUAACAACAAAUAUGAAUAUUAUUGGAAAACGUUUGCCAUGUUCGAUGGAUUACGACAUGGGGGUGGACGACACGGGAACAAUUCAGUAUUUAAAUGCAUCGUUGUACUCUGAUUUAGGUUACGCUGGAAACGAAAGUUUGGGAAAUGCGUUAUUAAACAUGGUUACCGGGAAUUUUGAACAUGAUACUUGGAAUAUGAAAAUAUUUUCUACUAAAACGGAUACACCACAAGCGACUUUUUGCCGAGCACCUGGAACAACUGAAGCCCUUGCAACUUCCGUCAGCUUGAUGAAUCAUAUUGCCGUUAGUCUUAACAUUGAUCCCGUUACGGUUUAUCAAAAUAAUUUCGAUAAACAGCAACCUAACCUUUCUAAAUAUUUGAACGACUUGAUGGAAUGGGCUAAUGUGGAAAGCAGAAGAAAGGAUAUAAUGAAUUUUAAUUUGAAAAAUCGAUGGGUUAAAAAGGGAAUUGCGGUUGUUCCCAUGGGGUAUUUCCAAAUACUGUUUGGAAAUUGGAAUGUCUACCUCAGUGUUUAUCAAUCGGAUGGUACAGUUGCCAUAACACAUGGCGGUAUUGAAAUGGGCCAAGGAAUUAAUACAAAGGUCGCCCAAGUGUGUGCGCAUGCUUUAGGAAUACCCUUAAAUCACAUUGUAAUCAAGCCAACCAAUACAACGAUUUCGCCUAAUGCGUUGGUUUCUGGUGGUAGUCUAACAAGUGAAGCUGUGUGUUACGCCGUUUCCAAAGCGUGUGAAGAAUUGAAACAACGGAUGGAGGUUGUGAAACAAACAAUGGAUAACCCUAACUGGCUUGAGUUAGUCCAAGCUUGCUAUAUGAAAGAUGUUUCAUUGACCACAACGUUCAUGUUCAGUUCGUCAUUACCUGAUGUUAAUGCGUACCAUAUUUAUGGUGCAACGUGUGCGGAAGUGCAGAUAGAUGUGCUAACUGGUCAACAUAAUAUAUUAAGAGUUGACUUAAUAGAAGAUACAGGUAAUAGUAUGAGUCCACAUGUUGACAUUGGCCAAGUGGAAGGGGCGUUUAUGAUGGGUGUUGGUUACUGGACCUCCGAGGAAAUAAUAUACAAUCCAGAAGGGGAACUCGCAACUAAUCGAACUUGGAAUUAUAAGCCUCCUGGCGUUAAAGACAUUCCAAUUGAUUUUCGGGUGAAGUUUCCGAAAAAAAAUCCGAAUCCUUUAGGAAUCUUUUUCUCUAAGGCCACCGGAGAACCUCCGUUAUGUAUGUCCUGCUGCGUUCCGCUUGCGAUUAGAAAUGCAGUUGCUGCAGCUCGAACAGAUUCCGAUGCAACAGCCGAGAAAUGGUAUCCAUUUGAUGGACCUUCAACAGUUGAAAACACUUUCUUAAAUUGUUUGAAUGACUACAAACAAUAUAAAUUGUAAAUUCAGUAUUGUAUAGUUGCAUUGAAUAAUAAAUCAUGAUAGUUGUAUGGUCUGGCGUAAUAAAGUGCGUUAAAAAUU